AUGUUUUUAAUUACAGAUGUUGGAUCACCUGAAGGUAUAAGUAUCGAUUGGGUGUCUAGAAAUGUCUACUGGACUGAUUCAACUAAAGACACCAUCGAAGUAGCCAAUAUCGAGACAAAAUUAAGAACCACUCUAUUUAAAACUGGCUUAGUUAAUCCACGUGGAAUUGCAGUACAUCCCCAGAGAGGAAAAAUCUUUUGGAGCGACUGGGACAGGGAUGAUCCAAAAAUUGAGUGGGCGAAUGCAGACGGUACCGGGCGUGAAAUAUUUUUAAAAAGUGACAGUGUGAAGCUACCAAACUCAUUGGUUAUCGAUUUUGAUACCGAACGUAUCUGUUACGCGGAUGCGGGUACGAAGAAGAUUAUGUGUCUCGAUAUUGACUCCAAGUAUGCGCACACUAUUGCAGAAAACUGCACCUAUCCAUUUGGAAUAACAGUCACAGAUGAAAUCAUUUAUUGGUCGGAUUGGAUUUCGAAAAAAAUUGAACGCGUAAACAAACACACACUGGAACGUUUGAAACCGCUAAAUGUGCCCCUUGCUGGUACCAACAAAUUGUACGGGUUAGUGGCCGUCCCUCAACAUUGCUUGGGGUUAGUCAACGUGUGCCAAUACUACAAGAGUCAGUGUCCGGUCAAUCACAUAUGUUUACCAGAUGGCAAAGGGAGUCGCAGAUGUGUGUGUGGAUACGACAUAAGUUCCCCAUCCAGUAAACCUCCUUGUAUUCCGUAACUUUGUCGUUUAUAUUUUAUCACCAUUCAUCAUUCAUUUGUAGAAAUAAAGCAAAACGUGUUUAUUUACUAA
This is a messenger RNA of Photinus pyralis (common eastern firefly), 801 nucleotides long. RefSeq names its product nidogen-like. Bases 1 to 729 code for a protein of 242 amino acids. The record is from RefSeq and is a predicted model, not a curated record. Lineage: Eukaryota; Metazoa; Arthropoda; Insecta; Coleoptera; Lampyridae. The transcript is spliced from 3 exons.